AUCUACCCCUCCAGAACUACAUGGUGUUCGAGAGCUCUUUGCUCAUACUAUUUCCAUUGCACAAAACUUACGACAGCAACAAACAUGGCCCCGAGCAAAGAGUCAGAAGCACUGUCCGAUCUGUUCAAGGUUAUCGCAUCCAAGUUCCCUCGAGACGGCGAUCCUUUCCUCUCGCGAGCAGUAUACGACAAUGUCCACAAAGCAGCUGCAGAAUGUCCAGGUGUAACAUAUGGAGAUGAAGACGAUGUAGCUGGUCGGCCAGCGCUAUGGGUUCGCCCAAUGGGAGCUACUCCGAACAAGGUCAUGCUCUUCAUGCACGGAGGCGGCUAUUCCUUUGGAAGUCCCAAUAGCCAUCGCAAGCUCACAGCCCAUCUGGCCAAGGCGUGCAACGUGAAUGCAUUGUCUAUUGACUACAGAAUGACGCCUGAGCAUCCCUACCCGGCGCCACUUGACGACUGCGUCAAUGCAUACGAAUGGCUUCUGGACAAGGGCUAUGCACCAGACGGUAUCGUCCUGGCUGGUGACUCCUGCGGUGGUGGACUCGUAUCCGCCGUGCCUCUCGAAGCUCGCAAACGCGGUCUGCCUCUUCCCGGAGCAUCCGUCGCCAUGUCGCCUUGGUACGACCUCACUCUAGGCUCCGAUUCUCUCGCGCGCAACAAGGAAAAGGAUGUACUCGGCACGAAAGAAUUCGUGAAUAUGCUCGCAGAUCUUUACACGAAUGGAAAUCAAGAACUCCGAAAAGAUCCUGUCCUCAGUCCUCUGUUUGGCGAUUUGCAAGGACUCAACCCGCACUGGAUCUCGGUCGCUGGUCAUGACACUCUUUUAGACGACGGCAUCAAGUUUGCAGAGAAAGCGAAGAAGGCUGGAGUGGAAGUGAAUCUGGUUGAAGCUGAAGGACAGCAGCAUGUGUUUGAAUUCCUGGCCGGUAAGGCACCUGAAGCGGAUGAGUCGAUCAAGAAUAUUGGACAGUGGGUCAAGCAGAAGAUUGGCUCGUGAUUAGACGCCAUGCAGCAUCGCGCCAAUAAACAUUCCUCGGACUUGACUUCGCGACGCGCUUCCAUUGACAUAUAGCGCAAUGCCAAACAGAUCGUAUCGCAUCAGCGAGAGUAGCACAAAAGCUUUCAAGUGCACUCGAUCACUACCA
Molecule: messenger RNA, 1144 nt
Organism: Cercospora beticola
Lineage: Eukaryota; Fungi; Ascomycota; Dothideomycetes; Mycosphaerellales; Mycosphaerellaceae
Product: alpha/beta hydrolase
Molecular function (GO): lipase activity
Source: RefSeq, a predicted model, not a curated record